This is a messenger RNA of Cordyceps militaris CM01, 510 nucleotides long. RefSeq names its product CCAAT-binding factor complex subunit HapE. Gene Ontology annotation, molecular function: DNA-binding transcription activator activity, RNA polymerase II-specific; protein heterodimerization activity; DNA binding. Gene Ontology annotation, cellular component: CCAAT-binding factor complex; nucleus. The record is from RefSeq and is a predicted model, not a curated record. Lineage: Eukaryota; Fungi; Ascomycota; Sordariomycetes; Hypocreales; Cordycipitaceae. The transcript is spliced from 2 exons. Gene Ontology annotation, biological process: regulation of DNA-templated transcription. The coding region runs from base 1 to 510 and encodes 169 amino acids.
AUGAUCUCGGCCGAGGCACCGAUUCUUUUUGCCAAGGGUUGUGAUGUUUUCAUCACUGAACUGACUAUGAGGGCCUGGAUCCACGCUGAAGAAAACAAGCGCCGCACACUCCAGCGUUCUGAUAUUGCAUCUGCGCUGGCGAAGUCGGACAUGUUUGAUUUCCUGAUUGACAUUGUGCCGAGAGAAGAAGCCGCGUCUCACGCCAAGAGAGCGGCUGCACAGCCCGCAGCACCAACUGGAAGCGGCCAGGGUCGAAUGUCUGCCAACAUGUCGCAGCCCAACUCACACCCGAUGGCGGGAGCUGAAUACAUGGGUGGGCAUGGAAUCGCAAACGAACAGGAUUACCGCCAGAACCCCAGUCUUUAUGCCGGCCAAGUACCCGCGGCACCUUCUGCUGCCUAUGGCCAAGCACAGGCGACGGGUACAAUGUACGGCGAAAUGGACAAUAUGUACCAAUAUCCGGGCAUGCAAGCUCAGCAGGCACAGAUGACAUCCGAAGAGUUUGAGUGA